CGGAAGAAGUCCGCAGAGACGCGCCGUUGCCAUGGCACCCGGGUGCUGGCUGCUUCAGGAGCAGGCCCAGGGUUGUCACCGUUGCCUCGUUGUCAGAGCUUAGAAAAGGAGAAGAGAGUUCCUGCGGCCAUCUCUGUGACCCCAGCCGCUGCAUCUUCCACAGAGCAUUAUUCAUUGACAAGUGAAAAAAAUGGAUGAAGAUAAAGGUAUUGAUUCAAAAGAGAGUGGAGAAUAUGAAGAUGACUUUGAAAAGGACCUGGAGUGGUUGAUCAAUGAUAAAGAGAAGAGUAAUGGCAGCAUGAUAGAGGUGGCUUGCAAGAAGGAAGACGAUCUUGACCAGGAAUUAAAAGAGAAGGAAACAGAAACAGAACUCGGCCCACAGCUCUCUGAUCCAGAUAAACCUCCAAAGGAUGAGGCCUUGCCCAGAAGAAAUGACUUCAUUUCUGUCCCGAGUAUUCAGCCGUUGGAUCCCAUAUCAGACUCAGACAGUGAGAACUCCUUCCAGGACUCCAAACCAGAAAACCAGAAAGACCUGGAGGAUGAAGAGGAUGAGGAAGUAAGGAGAUACAUUAUGGAGAAAAUUAUAGAGGCUAACAAGCUUCUACAGACUCAGGAACCUGUGAAUGAUAAAAGGGAGCGGAAACUGAAGUUCAAAGACAAAUUAGUUGAUCUGGAAGUCCCACCUUUAGAAGACAGUGACACUUGUAAAGUUCUCUUAGAAAACGAGACCAAUAUGUCUGGAAAACUGUCACAGUUAUGUAUUUCUGGUGACUUAGGCCAAGAGAGUAUGCUCAUGUCAGUUACUAAUGGCGGCUGUGAAGAAAACGAUAGGAAGAUACUGGUGGAAAGAGAUGGGAAGUUUGAACUUAUGAACCUACAGGACAUUGAGAGUCAGGGGUUCCUGCCCCCCAUUAGCAGUGCUAAUGGUAUGGAACAUGAGUCCUCACAGUUGCCCCUCAGGUCUGCCAACCUGUCUGUCGGCGGCAUCAAGAAAGAAGAGCCCGAGGCAAAGAUUCACAUCAUGACUCUCUCUCAAGCAGGAGAGCCAUUGGCUCAAGUCCCUCAGCCACCAGCCAACCCCAAGAACCGUCCAAGCUCUGCUGCCAACCCAGAUCUAAAUAAAAAAACCAGGAGAUCCAGUCACAGGAUACAGUCAGCGGGUGUCUCUCCAGUGACCUCGACAUACUGUCUUUCACCAAGACAGAAGGAACUCCAGAAACAGCUAGAACGAAAGCGUGAAAGGCUGAAGAGGGAGGAAGAACAGCGUAAGCUAGAGGAGGAGAAUGAGAAGAAAAAGGAGAACGAGAUGGUGUUUAAAGCAUGGCUGCAGAAGAAGAGAGAGCAGGUGGUAGAAAUGCGGCGAGUUCAGCGAGCGAAGCAGAUCGAAGACAUGAGCAGCAGACAAGUGAACAGAGACCCACAGCAAGCUUUUCGACUAUGGCUUAAGAAAAAGCAUGAGGAGCAGAUGAAAGAAAGGAAGACUGAGGAGCUGAGAAAGCAAGAGGAGUGUUUGUUCUUUCUGAGAGGAACAGAGGGCCGCGAGAGGGCCUUUAGACAAUGGCUCAGAAGGAAACAGAUAGAGAAAAUAGCAGAGCAGCAGGCUGUCAAAGAGAGAGCGCGGCAGCUCCGACUGGAAGCUCGGCGCUCCAAACAACUGCAGAGCGGCCUGUACAGUGUGCCCGAGGCCAAGGCUUUCCGCUUCACCGACCACUACAACUGAAGCCGCCUAGGAAAGACUUCGUUUGAAGCUGCUCUCACCAGAAUUGUGUGUGUCGUUUCCCAUGGGCCCCUGUCUUGAUAAUACUCCAAAUUGUGGGAGUGGGAUUUGCCUUUUGGUGAUGCUGAAUUUAUGUUGUUUUCGCAGACACAUAAUAAAUGUCUCUCACAGUGUU
Molecule: messenger RNA, 1892 nt
Organism: Rattus norvegicus (Norway rat)
Lineage: Eukaryota; Metazoa; Chordata; Mammalia; Rodentia; Muridae
Gene: Ccdc181
Product: coiled-coil domain containing 181
Exons: 6
Coding region: 191-1720 (509 amino acids)
Biological process (GO): manchette assembly; sperm flagellum assembly; spermatid development
Cellular component (GO): cytoskeleton; axoneme; motile cilium
Molecular function (GO): microtubule binding
Source: RefSeq, marked provisional